Cydia fagiglandana is the source of this 9759-nucleotide messenger RNA. RefSeq names its product mediator of RNA polymerase II transcription subunit 14 (gene MED14). The record is from RefSeq and is a predicted model, not a curated record. Gene Ontology annotation, molecular function: transcription coregulator activity. Gene Ontology annotation, biological process: regulation of transcription by RNA polymerase II. The coding region runs from base 154 to 4314 and encodes 1386 amino acids. Lineage: Eukaryota; Metazoa; Arthropoda; Insecta; Lepidoptera; Tortricidae. The transcript is spliced from 24 exons. Gene Ontology annotation, cellular component: mediator complex; core mediator complex.
GGUUAGUGGCAGCGAGUGGCUGUGCUGGAUUUUUUGAUUAGAAUAUGGAGAGGUUUUAAACAAAAGUCGGGCUUUUAAAGUAGUAAUGAAUAAAAUGAACGUUGAUACAUGUACAAUUUGUUUUUACUAGCAUUUGUGAAUCAAACAAACUAAAUGAUCAUGGUCCCCGUGGCUAUUGAGGGAUGUAAUCAAGGCGCAGAAGGUGGUGGAGCUAGAGGAGGCUCCAUAUCACUGGCUUUAUUAAUAGAUUUCAUAGUACAAAGAACUUAUGAUGAACUCACUGUUCUGGCUGAAUUGUUGCCCCGGAAGACGGACAUGGAGCGCAAGAUCGAGAUUUAUAAAUUUAGUGCCCGGACAAGACAGUUGUUUGUGCGGUUACUGGCCCUUGUUAAGUGGGCUAGCAGUGCAACAAAAGUCGAUCGGUCGGCUCACAUCAUGGCCUUUCUCGACAAGCAGGCUCUGCUCUUUGUAGAGACAGCUGAUGUUCUGGCACGAGUUGCAAGGGAGACUCUGGUACAUGCACGGCUGCCGACAUUCCACAUGGCGGCCGCAGUGGAGGUGCUGACGAUCGGCACGUACAGCCGGCUGCCGGCCGUGAUCCGCGAGCGGCUCGUCCCGCCGCCCGCGCUCACGCCCGCCGAGCGCCGCUCCACGCUGAGGGCGCUCGCUCACGUUGUUCGACAGAGGCUCACUACCGCUUCUCUGCCCAGUGAUGUCAGGAAUCUAAAGGUGGACAAUGGUCGGGCUACAUUCACAGUUGGCCAAGAAUUUAGUGUUUCUCUGACAGUAAUGGGUGAUGCACCUAAUCUCCCAUGGCGUUUGCUAGAUAUAGCUAUUCUCAUCCAGGACAACGAGACUGGUGAGGGCAAAGCGCUGGUCCACUCGUCCCAGCUAGCGUGGUUGCGCGGCGUCGCGCAGGCGCGGCUCGCCGCGGCCGGUCUCAGCGGAGCUCUCACUGCACUCAGAUAUUUCUGCCGCUCUUUAUCACUGGAGCUCCUGUACACACAGACACUCAGGCUGUGCCGCGACAGGCUAUCGAAGCACCUGCAAGUUGAUAGAUAUACUCCAGGACAGAAACUACAGAUUUCGUAUUGGAAGGAGCUGGGGUGCGAGCUAGGGUACCGGCUGAUCGUGGGCGCGGAGGGCGAGUCGCUGUGCGUGUGGCACGUGCCGGCGCUGGCGGGCAGCGAGCGCGUGGCGGCCGCGCUCACGCCGCACGCGCCCUCCAUGGAGCGCCUGCUCGCGCACACCGUGCACGUGCGCUCCAGGCAGAGGCUCAACGAUCUCAAAGUGCUGCUUAAUGACCUAGGGGUUGAGUGCACCGUGGGCGGCUGGCCGUGCGUGCUGGCGUGCUCGGUGCUGUGGCCGUGCCUGCGCGCCGAGCAGCUGCUGGUGUCGGUGGGCGCGCACGGCGGCCGGCUGCGCGCGCGCGUGCCCGCCUACCCCGCCACACCCAGGAUGUCGGAGCUGGCGGCCGCGCUCGCCACCACUAACUUGCCUCAGAUCAAGGCCAUGCUUACGCAGCUAAGGUUCUGGCUGGUGGCGCGGCGCUGCGAGAAGACGCUGCAGCACCUCCCGGCGAGCGUGUGCGAGCACCUGCCCUUCCUGCACGGGCCCGACCACCCGCUCGGCAAGCUGGCCGCCGACAGGCUCUACAUCACGCUCCACCGGCACACCGAUCACAUACUUAUAGUAGAGAUGAAGGAGGUGGCGGCGGGCAGCAGCGCGACGACCAGCAACAGCGCGAACAGCGGCAGCGCCUGCACGGUGGGCCUCUCCUUCCACCUGGCCGGCGCGCGCCGCUGCACGCCCGACGAGUGCGAGGAGGACCCGGCCGCGUCCGCCGCCGCCGCCGUGGCCGUCACCGCGCGCGCCUUCCUCAAGCUGCACUCGCUCGUCGAGCUCGACACCUUCACGCUCACUCACGGACCCUUCACGCCACUCGACACCUCAGGCUUGCAGCCGGGCAAGCGGAAGCUGUCUGCGAACAGCACCCGCGCGGUGCGCGUGCGGCAGCCCGCGUACUUCCUGCCCGAGCUGGCGCACGUGGUGGCCGCCGCCGACGAGCGCGUGCCCUUCGUCAACCUGGCGCAGGAGCUUGCGUCUCGCGGCGUGACGCACGGCGGCGUGCAGCCGGAGUGGAGCGGGUCGGCGCUGGGCAUGCGCAUCGUGGCGCUGCCGCUGCCUGAGGGCGCGUGUGAGCGCGCCACGGCGGCGCUGCGGGCCCGCCUGCUCGCAGCCACGCUGCGCCUCACCACCAAGAACCAGGCGCGCGUGUGGACCGCCGAGCUCGUAUUCCACGGCUCGCCGGCGCGCACGCCCACGCAUAAAGAACAAGGCGAGCGGCGCUGCGUGUACCUGCAGUACGAGCUGGGCACGGACGCGGGCCGCACGGCGGACGCGUUCCUGGCGGACUGGGCCGCCAUCGUGCACCUGCACACGCUGCUGCACGACUUCAUGCUGCGCCCGCAACAAGAACGUGAGCAGCUGUGGCAGGGCGUGUGCAUCCGCUCGUACACAUACCGGUCGCUGGUGGUGGGGUGGGGCGCGGGCGCGCGAGCCACGGCCGUGCUGCAGUGGUCGGCGGCCACGCAGCGGUACACCGUGGCCACCCCGGCGCACCAGCCCGCCGCCAACGCGCACCAUCUGUUGCACCACCACCUAGACCACUACAUCAACUGGCACAAGGACCUGCUGGCGCUGGGCGUGGUGCUGCGCGAGACGUACGCGCCGCUGCUGGCGCUGAGCCGGCUGCCCACGCUGCCGCAGCUCGGCCUGCACCACGUGCGCACGCAGAUGCCCACGCCCACCUUCACGCUGCUGGCGCACUCCUGGCGGAAGAUCCGUAUAAUCUACGCCGGUGCAUACUCGCUGGAGGUGAACAUUCGCGGCGGCGGCACGGUCACCAUCCGCGACGGCUCCUACUCCAAGUUCGACCGCACCUCGGUCGUCGACGAGUUCGCGCCGGCGCAGGGGCUAAAGUCGUUCCUAUCACGGUACGUCGAUGACAGCAUGAGCGCGCGCCUGCUGGCAGAAGACGACAACCCGCCGUCGCCCAUGUCACCGAUGCCACCAGGCGGUCUUCGGUUUCCGGCGCCUUUGACGCCGCCCCAGCCACACACGCCGCAUUCGGCGCCAGUGACGCCGCACCCCGCGUCGCCCGCGCAGCAUCAGAUGAACAACAACUCGUUCAACCUGACGUCCCCGCCGGGCGGCGGCGGCGGCGGCGCGGGCACGGCGGCCAGCGUGUCGGCGUCGCCGGCGUCGCCGCUGGCGCCCUCCCCGCUCGCCGCUCCCGUCGCCUCCCCGCACCCGCCGCCCACGUCCCCGUUUACCGCGUGGCCCGCCUCACCUUCAUUGCCGAGACCUUCCCCUGGACAUCAUCCUUCGCCGCGGCACAAUAUAGAACAUAAAGGGCCCACAGCGUCGUCGUGCUCAGCGCGCGCGGGGCGCGGCGCGGGUGUGGGCGCGACGGCGACGCCGCUGCCGGUCAGCAAGCUGGAGGCGCUGUGCGCGCCGUGCGAGCCGCCGCAGGGCGCGCCGCCGGGGCCCGCCCUAGCACCGCUGCAGCGAUUCCUAGCCUGCGUCUACAUGAAGCGAACGCUCCAGCGGUUCGUUCAGGCGGAAGAAUACUUGACGAUGGUGAGCGCGGACGCCACGAGCCUGACGUUCCGGUGCGAGGGCGCGGCGCUGGCGGCACGCGUGUCGCUGCACCCGCAGCACAUGCAGUCGCUGCACCUGCAGCUCACGCCGCUCGACCAGGGCCCUGGCAUGAAGCACGAGUGGCUCGAGGACGAUCUCAAGGUGAUGCAGAAGUUCUUCGAGCUGCGCGUGUGCAUAGCGCCGUACCGCGCGACGGCGCUGCAGGGCUGGGGCCGCACGUGGGGCGCGCCGGCCGCCGCGCUGCCGUCGCUGGUGGCGCUGAUGCGCGCCGACCUCGAGCCCAUCCAGCCCGCGCUGUGGCAGCUGCAGUGGGCCCUGCGCAUCCCGCCCGCCGCGCCGCAGCUAGUGCCCACCGGACACCCCGCCGUGCUGCUCGCCAAACACAAGAUACUAUUCUUUAUCUGCCUGACGCGCGGCGAGACGCAACUGGUGCUGCCGCUGGUGUACGACAUGCAGUCCAACGUAACGCAGCUGGCCGACAAGCGCGACUCGCAGCCGCACCUCAUCGCGGUCAACCUUCAUCUCAAACGGUUCAGCGAGUUUAAUCAGACGCACGGCGAGUGCACGCUGUGGCCGGCGGUGCGCGACCUGCUGACCAACUUCACGCUGCCGCAGGACGCGCCCGUGGCCGCCGCGCCGCCGCCGCCAUAGCUGCCGCUCGCGCCGGCCCCGCUCGCCUCGAUGCUUUAACGCCGGCGCCAACACACACGCUAAAAAUGCUCCAAAUAUAAAUUUUAUACAUUGCUUACAUAUAAGUAAUUUUUAUAGUGUGACACAGUAUUUUAUCACAUUGGGAGUGGGACACAGUGGAUACGCCAUUGUGUAGUUAAAUCACAUUCGGAGGCCAGCCAAGGGUAUUGAAUUAAGUUUGUGUUGUGUCGCAAUAAAAAUCGCGAAAAUUUUACUGCCAAAUUGUAUGAAUAUCUAGAAACAUAAGGGUUGUGCGAAAAAAUUCGCCAGAGACUAGCGCAAUGUAUUUACUUCACCUGUGAUAUACAUAUCAGCGACCUGUCCGCUAUGGAAGACACUACACGCGGUAGGUAGGUAGGCGACACCACCAUAUUAUAUUCCGAAGAUGUAGCAAUUGUGUAAUUUGUGUAUAUUAUAACCUAAAAACGUUUAUUCAUAAACGUUUUCUAAAGUUGACAAGCCGAUAAUAAUCGUUUGUCCCUUUCCAUCAUACCAAUACGUCGGAAAUAUUUACUCUGACAGACCGACCCGCCUUAACCCUUAGUAUGCUUGGACACUGAUCAGUGCAUCACUAUAUACAAUUAUACAACUUAAACGUUUAUUUGUCAAAUAUUGACAGCAGCACAGCAUCAACAACAAAGAUGGUACAGAUGUAGUGCAUAAUUAUUUUUAUGGUAUUUUCGCGGAAACGUACGAACGUGUCUUGCUAUUUCAGUUAGUCUCGGUACAUAAAGUACUGAGGUUGACAGAAGUAGCAUGACAAAUACGAAGGUUUCUGAGAAAAUGCGAUGGAAAACAAUUAUGCACUACAAUAUUACGUCCUUACAUAAAACUUGUCAUCUGUCACGUCGAUAUUUUGUGGUCAAACUGUAGAAAAGUAGAGCAAUGUCUACUUAAUAUUUUUAUAGUAGUCUAGUAUUUUUAGGGUAGACCAUAAUUAGGCAUAUUCGUCAUAUAACCGCUAAUACAUAAUAUGCUUACAUUUGAUUAACUAGUUAUAGACAAGUAUGUCCUGUACUGCAAUCUUUAUUAAAUAAUUUAUUCGCGAUACAGAGGUAACGUAACUGCCUUAGUGGUAAAUGUAAAUAUAAAUCGUUGGUUUGCCAUUUAUACUUCGUUUACAUUGUGUAGCAAUGGGAAUGAAAGUGAGUAGAGGUAAAAUGUAACCGCUACUCUUGCCUUUGCCGCAGAUAGGGCACUUUAUGGCCAACAGUCGGGGCAAAGCGAGCAGCGCGUGUUUUCAUUCAGCUUGUCUUGGGGGUCAUCCAUUAAUUACGUCACACGUUUAGGGGGUGGGAAUUAAUUUAUAUUUUUUUAUUCGCUGUAAAUUUAAAUAAUGAGGUUUUGGAAGUAAGUAAUUUUCGUUCCUAAUUGGUUUUGUGUUAUAAAAUUACUAAUAUUUCUUUUACCAAAAAUUAAAAAAAAAUGCCGUUUUAGUAUUGCCGAUUUCGUUGAAAACAAAAUUGCCUAAAAUGUGACGUCACACCAGGUGGGUGUGACCAAGUCAUUUUCAUAAUGUGACCAAGUGUGACAAGGAGGGGGGGGGGGAGGGGUCAAAAAACCUAGAAAUUCGUGUGACGUAAUUAAUGGAUGAUCCCUUGUUGCUUCUCAUAUGACAAAUAACAACAACAUAAUGUAAACCAAUGUAAACGGCAAACGGGUAUUUGUAGCAAAUGACAGCCCUGCCUUAUAUUUAUACAACAGUAGUUUAGUAAAAGUACUAGAUAAACCGUAUAAUAGCAGUAACUAGAAUUUAAGUAAGGUAGAAUUUUUAAUAAAGACAGAGUGUUCAGUCGUCUUAUUCUUUACAUAGUUAUUAUAAUAACUAAUAACCUUAGCGGGACGGCCCAGUCGGGUCUCAAAAUACUGCGAUCUGUACAAAUGAAAGGUGAACUAAGCAAUAAAAUUAUAAUACUUCGAUACGUAUAUUCUAUCGUGUUUUCUUACAUUCUACUAUUCCAACAAGUGUAGUAUCCUAUUGCCACACCAGUGCAAGCAGUACCGCCAGACUCUUGCUACGUCAAUCUAAAACGCUAUUUAUGGUACUAUGUUAAAAUUCAUCGUGUAGGAAAAUAGAAACUGCAGUAAAAAAAUAUAAGUGGGGUAUGGUUAGCAAGCUUCUAGCCUAAACACGCUAGGUACCCGACUGAAAGGCUCUCCAUUAUAUAUUAUCACGAUUGUAUACAAUACUAAUUAACUGCCUCUGUAAUAUUGUAGUAGUAGGCAGGAUACUGUCUCUGAGAAUAGCGGAUCGCAGGAGAGGACGUCGGGUCGAAGCACAUUUCAUUACCUGCUGUCCCGCUGCGCUCACUAACAGCCACACACUUUGUAACUAAAUAAAAUGUGUGAAGAUUGGCUAAGUUUUGAAUUAGAAUAUUGAACCAGUUCGCGGUUAAUACACUGAUGCCUUACCCUGUCGUAUUCCCGUUUUUAGGGUUCCGUACCCAAAGGGUAAAACGGGACCCUAUUACUAAGACUUCGCUGUCCGUCCGUCCGUCCGUCCGUCCGUCUGUCACCAGGCUGUAUCUCACGAACCGUGAUAGCUAGACAGUUGAAAUUUUCACAGAUGAUAUAUUUCUGUUGCCGCUAUAACAACAAAUACUAAAAACAGAAUAAAAUAAAGAUUUAAGUGGGGCUCCCAUACAGCAAACGUGAUUUUUGACCAAAGUUAAGCAACGUCGGGUGUGGUCAGUACUUGGAUGGGUGACCGUUUAUGUAAUUAUUAAUAGUACCUAACAACGAAUUGAGUUAGUAAAAGUUUACAAUGGAUUCGAUGCAAUAUUUAAUAAUAUAGGUACUUGCAAUAAUAUAUUACACAACGAACGCUGCAAAUAUAUGUGAUGUGCUCUUAUUGCGUUGAAAUUAAGAUCGUGUCAGAUAUUUUUGCGGCUUUCGCUGUGUAACUUAUUAAUUAUCAUCACUAAUCGCUAACGCAUGGCUAUCAUCAGUGCUGCACUUGGACGUUUACCAUAAUAUUAUAAAUAAUAUAUAUAGGUAUUAUUAAACAAUUUUAAAGGUACAGAAAUUUACAAGCUUAAUAAUUAGGUAAAUAUAUAAAUUAAGGGUAUUAUAUGCUAUUAGGCCAUAGGUACCCGGCUAAAUGUACCUAGCACGCUGCUGGCGUUUCCUCUUUGCACGGAUAGCGAAAUACGCUGGAUUAAAAAUGCGCCGUACCUGGGGUCGCCGCUUUUCUCUCGUAGGCGUUGACCUAACUUUCUCAGCUAUUAUCCAGACAAACUGAGAAAAUAUAGGUACUUACUGUAUUCUAUCUCGAAGUCGCAAAUAUAAAUAGUAACUGAAGUGCGUUAUACUUAGAAGCAAUAAUCUGUAAACAUUAUAUAUGCAUGUUCGUAUGAUAAAUUUUGUUAACUGUAUUGUCGUAUUUUAAUAUGUAACUUAUUUUUCGAUAAUUAUCCUUUCACUAGCGCUUAAAAUUUGUAAGUAGUAUAAGCCCGAAAUUGUUCGCAUUAAGUGUACCUAUAAACACCUACCCGUAGAGUUUAAAGGCGUCCAUUUGUUUAAUACGAGUACGUCCACAAUACAGCAAAUCGCACCAAUAUUUUUUACAGUACAUACAUAUGGUGCUACUUUACCACGCUUGGGCGGGAUUAAAGGCAAUACGUGCCUAUGUCGUAAUUCGCAACUCGUAUCGAUUCAAAACACUCCCUUCGCACCUAUAUCGUAAUGUACUAUUUUGGUUCGAAUAGCUGCUUCGUCACAAUGUCGAUAUUACCGUAUAAAUGCUUAUAUGUGUUUAUAUACCUACUCAGCGAAUUAUGCGAUUGCAUUACUUAUAUUUCGUUCAAUUAAACAACUCGAUGCCCACAAUGUACAAUUUAUAAGCAAUAAAUGUGGCAAUACAAGUAAUAAUUUUAACGCCUUAGUACUUACAAGGUGAGACCAAAAUUUUAUUUUUUGACCAUUAAGAUGAAGACCAUUGUAACUGUGAAAAUAUUUGUUUCUGUUAAAAGUACAUGUUAAUUUACAGUGGCAUGAUAUUACCUGUAGUGGCAGGAGAUCCAGUUCAUGAAUUCGUCAUGUUAGUUAGGUAACAAAAAUAAACAAUUUUCACUGCAUAUAUUUAUUUUCAAGUUUUCUUAAUAUUUUUUUGCAACACCUUACUUUGAUUGAUUUUAUCAUGUCAAAAAUGUCAGUUCUGUAAGUAAAAACAUCAGUCCAAUGUUAAGAAAAACAGAACGCCAAAACAAACCUAUUUCAUUAAUUAAAUAUCUGGGCUGUGAGCUUUGCUCAGAAAUAGGAAAUUUCAUCGAAGUCGUUCCAGCCGUUUCCGAGAUCCCCUAAAUAUAUCGGCCUGCUCGGGGCUUAAAUAACUGCAUUGCAAAGAGAUUGUGAAUAAAAAUAAUAUUUACAGUUAAAAAACGGACGCUCAGCACGAAGAAUUUCGUACAUUGACCCGCCUGUUCAUCGCUCGCGCGUAAUUAUAAUUAUAUUGCUGUCCCGCCCAUGAUAACAGCGGUUACUACACUGUGCGAACUGGGUAGCAAUAUAAUAAUUAUGCGCGCGCGAUAGAGAUAGGAACAAGCGAGUAAAUGUAUGAAAUUCCUCGUGCAAAGCGUCCUUUCGAUGGAAUAGUUUAAAAUAAUCUUAACUAAGAAUAAGUGGAAAUUAGAAUCAAAAUAGAUUACUCAAAUACGAAUAUGCGAUACAGUAUUUCACUUUUUUAUGAAUAUGUACCUAAUCAAAUUGUAAAUAAGUGUCACCAUGUCAUAAUCUCUCCAGCUAUUUCAGUUAUGGUUAAAAUAUGCUUAUUUAAAGGACCGUUAAGCAUACUUAUCGAAAAAUAGUCCGCUCUUAUCUCAACAUACCUUAUACAUAUAUGACACCGUAAGAUUGUGGACCCGUUAGUUCAAGUAAAACGUUUAAUACUCUUUGCGUUAGUUUACAAUCUAACGUAGGUUAGGUUAGAUUGUAAUCUCCCUACCGUCAGUUUAUAAUUUACCUAGCGAUAUUUUUAACUGACGAGUGUUUACAAUUUUACGGUGACAUAUACAUUAUUUGAAACAAUUAUCAGGCAGGUCGCACUAAAGAAAUGGGUAGCCAACCCCACGCGGCGAACCGCGGGUUAUUUGUUGUUGCAGCCGCAAGUAGAGGAGUAUACAAAUACGUGGAGGAAUCGAAUAGGUGAUAGUGUAUUAUCAAUUCUAGGUUUUUUUAGCUAUUUAGUGACUGUCACUAUCGUUUUUUUUUGUUUACUGAUAAUAUUUUAUCUGCCUACCUAGACGCUUUCUCUUAAAGGCUCCUCCUAUUCCGAUCACUGCCUGUAUACAUUUUAAGAAAACACUUAAAUAUGUUAUGAUUUUGUUAAUUAUACCAUACAUGGCUUAUAUGUAAUUCUAUCAUGAUGUAACAUUUAUUUUAUUCAAUAUAUCAUGUCAAAAAUCGCAA